Messenger RNA from Papaver somniferum (opium poppy), 2163 nucleotides. Its product is annotated as zinc finger protein WIP2-like. Bases 522 to 1922 code for a protein of 466 amino acids. The transcript has 2 exons. Gene Ontology annotation, cellular component: nucleus. Gene Ontology annotation, biological process: anatomical structure development; regulation of gene expression. The record is from RefSeq and is a predicted model, not a curated record. Gene Ontology annotation, molecular function: DNA-binding transcription factor activity. NCBI's taxonomy places the organism in Eukaryota, Viridiplantae, Streptophyta, Magnoliopsida, Ranunculales, Papaveraceae.
CUCCGAGCUUGUCUUUGAGGAGAAAGAUUUUUAUUAAUUAUUAUUAAUAUAUUAGUAUAGGAUUCUCAAGUAUGAAUGGAGCUUGUUCUUUCAAGUCCCAAGAUCAUACCCCCAUUCCCUUUUGUUUCUUCAUUUAUUAAUUAUUUUACUGGACUCUACUCGGAUCAAUCUCUUAUGUGGGAUACUUGAUUACUCUUGAUUUGGUAACUUUUUUACUCUCCACUACUUGUUUCUUGAUAUUGCUGAUUUUAAUUUGGCCCCCUUAAAUUAGAACAUUUGAUCAUCUUCUCUCUGUCUCUCUCUUCACAUACUUUUUGGUCUUUUGGGGUUUUGGUGUUAUCACUCUAUCUUUUUCUCUCACUCAAAUCUGAAUUGAUCUUCUAUAUAGUCAUUACAUUCUCUACAUAAGUAUUAAUCAAUCCUUCUAUAGCUUAUUCCAUAUACUCUCUGACCUCUACUCAUCUUCUGCUUCUCUUCUUUUUCUUUUCCUUUUUGCUCUUUCUUUAUUGUUGACCUCUACAAUGUCAGACCCCUACUCUAAUUUCUUUCCUGGAUGGUUUAACCUCAACAAUGAUCAUCAACUCCAGCAACACUAUUCACCUACACCUUCAUCCUCUAGUUAUCCUCUUCCUUCUCCUAAUUAUCAUUAUCCCCAUCACUUAUACGCAGCACCGAGCAUCACUGACAACAGUGCUAUCUUACAAUAUUAUCGUCAUAAUUAUGAUAGAUCUGCUUCAUGUUUAUCCACACCGCCCUCAUCUCCACCUCUUAGAGAAGCUCUUCCCCUUCUGAGCUGCUUAGGCCCAGCAGGUGGAAAUGGUAGUCGUCAUGAUCAAGAUUUUAACGACGCAUCCUGCAGUGCUAUGGAGUUGGAAGACUACGACAGUACUGUUUAUAACGGUAAUAAUGAGAUGGAGAAGAAAAUAAACAGUAGAUCCGAUGAUUAUGAUAAUGGCGAUGAUGCCACAAAAUUCUGCUUAUUCUCUUCUAAUAAUAACGUUAGAACUUCUACUGCUACUAGUACCACAAUGGCGUCUUCUGAUACAAAAUAUCCUCUUGAUCAAACUGUGGCCUUUUCCCUUCAUAUAGGUCUUCCUAGCAGCCCAACUACUACUACUACCACUACUGCUGAUCUGAUCUCUAGGGUAUCUUCUUCCUGUUUUACCAUGAGUAGCAGCACUAGUAGUGGUAAUAGCCAUGAGUUCAUGAACACAACUAAGCAGCAGCAGCAAUUAGGUGGUGUUACUGUGGCAGCAACUGGCUAUCCCACUACCGCUACCACUACUACUAAUACCAAUAUUAAUACUAAUUGUAUUAGUGGCUGUAGACUCAACAAGGGGCAGUACUGGAUCCCUUCCCCAUCCCAGAUUCUCAUUGGUCCUACACAGUUUUCAUGUCCUGUUUGCUGCAAGACCUUCAACAGAUACAACAACAUGCAGAUGCAUAUGUGGGGGCAUGGAUCCCAGUAUAGAAAAGGGUCAGAGUCUCUAAGGGGAACUCAACCAACGGCUAUGUUGAGGUUGCCUUGUUAUUGUUGUGCACCUGGUUGCAGAAACAACAUUGAUCACCCUAGGUCAAAGCCACUCAAGGACUUCAGAACACUACAAACCCAUUACAAGAGGAAGCACGGAAUCAAACCCUUCAUGUGUAGGAAAUGUGGGAAGGCAUUUGCGGUGAGGGGUGACUGGAGAACUCAUGAGAAGAACUGUGGUAAACUCUGGUAUUGCAUAUGUGGAUCAGAUUUCAAGCACAAGAGAUCUCUUAAAGACCAUAUCAAAGCCUUUGGUCAGGGACAUGCAGCUUAUGGAAUCGACGAGGUUAUAUGCUUUGAAGAAGAAGAAGAUGAUGGAGAGGUUGAAGCAGAAGAUGACGAUGAACCUGCUGCACUAUCUGAAUUAGAACAAGACGACCCAUGCCCAUGAUUGCUAGGCAUGCACGUACUAUGGUCUUCACACUAGAUAACAGAUGUACCUGGCUACAGCAUAUUCAUAUAUGAGCAUAUGAUACUAAUUAACUCAUGUGUACGUGCAUGAUCAGCUAUAUUGCGACUCAUUUUAAUUAGUUAACUCCGUGGGUCUGGCAUAAGUAAUUAAUGCUUGUGAGAAAUUAAGGUAUAUCAUAAACAUGUUUUAAAUAUAUUAUAGUUGGAGAUUAAGGAUUUUA